AUCGGUUUCUCGUUUCACGAGGCUGCAUCGGAUAGUUGAUUUUUGCUUGCUCGGCUGGUAUCGCUUGCGGUGAAUCGCAUGAAUAUAUAGGCGCGUUGGUAGAAAAUCCCGGAGUUUCUCUCCGACAAUAUUCGGUUGCGACUUGGUGCAUUACAUGUGUUAUGUACGUGAGGAGUUAUAUAGACACAUUUUGGCGGCGCGCAGUGAAUAAUUGCCGCACUAACUGGCGCCAUACACGAAACACUCGUGUACUGCGUCACUGGAAUUUGAAAAUUUUGCGAAAUCGAGCUAAUUACUCGCGUCAUAUUUUUUCCCUGUGCCUCUAUGAUCUUUUGAAACUAUAAUACAUAUUUCUUCGUACAUUGCUUAAAUUUUCUCACGAUUUGUCGCGUAUACUGAAUGUACGGAGUUGUGUUAAAAGUUAAUGCAUUGAAACAUAGAAAUAUCUUUAUUAUAUUUAAAAAUUUAUUCAUCUCGUUACUAUUCUCUAUGAAAUGUUGGAGUAAUUGAAUAAAAUUAUCUUUUAUAAGAAUAUAAUACAGAAUUUCCAAGACAAAGAGAAAUCUCCAAGUUGUACUGCAACUGGCUAUCCAUACCUUUAGUAGCUGAUACAUCGUAGUCUGUAUAAAAGUAGUGUUUGUAUACUGUGCCUCUAUAUCCUGACUCUAUAAAUGUUUAAGCCUGAGGUCACGGGUAUCUCUCGCAGUGGCCGUGUAAGGAAGAAAUCUUCUAAGCUCGUUGACUUUGAGUCUGAUGAUCUUACGGAAAAUAAACUCAAACGACAGAAGGCACAACAGUUACAAACUCAGCAACUCUUGGAUCAGUAUGAAGUACAACAGCAGCAACAGCAAAUAUUGCCCACCCAAUCUAGCCACUCCCAUCAAGUCGGUGGGCGACAAAGAAAAAAUUCAGGCUCCAAUCAUGUGCAACAAAGGAUCAAGGUGGAAUCCUUGUCUGAUAAUGAGAUACAGACAUCGGGUUCAGAAUCUGAUGAUCCCUCUGGGAUAAACGAGGAUGAGAGAUACAGCAUGGAUUCUGGAAGCGACAAUGAAGUAGAUCCCCUUAUGAUCGAUGAUAGAGAAACGGGAUUUAGGAAACUAGAGCCACCAUCAGGUCAGGAAACACCAUCGCAAGCAAAUAGUUUAUAUAUGCUUGAAAAAUGUAAGAAAAAGUUGAUUAUUAAGGAUGGGAAAAUUAUAGGCAAAACGAAGGCACAACGUAAAGACAAAGGGAAGACGAGAUUUACCGCUUACAUGCUAUGGGCAAAGAAAAUUAGACAAGAACUAUUAGAGCAAUCUCCUUAUAUGGAUUUUGCAGCAAUUUCUAAGCGAUUAGGAGAGCUGUGGGCUACAGUACCACAUCUGGAAAAAUAUAAUUGGCGCAGACGCGCAAAACGCCUAGCAGCAAAACCUCAUACUUUACCAGCAAGUAAAGAUGAGCCUAUCUGGAAAAUGCCACCACCCGCCUCGCGAAAAAAAUUCAUUAAUAAAAUUGGUAAUGGAAAAGAAACGAAGACUACUACCAAAAAGACUAUCCAACUCGGAGUGCCGUCUGUUGUCGGGAAUAUCCCAAUCUCACCGCCGUCAAAUCGCACCGGAAAAGACCUGGUUAAUGAACCGGUAAUAGGCACGGGAAUGUACAAGGUGAUUGGAACACAGCCAAUUGAUGUUGCGGCUCAUCUCAAACUGCUUGGCGAAAGCUUGACAAUCAUUGGGGAACGUUUGAAGGAACACGAUGGUCAAAUAGCUGUUUCUGGCAGUCUUUCGGUUCUGUUGGACUCGUUGCUCUGUGCCUUAGGUCCAUUAAUUUGUUUAACGCAACAAUUGCCAGAAACUAACGGAGCUAAACCAGAGACACUUUCCCAAAUGCUCGAUAACAUCGCUUAUCUUAUGCCUGGUCUAUAAUACAUGUAUAAAAUAUUUAAAGGAUAACAAUUAUUGGUAAUUGUGUAAAUAUGUGUAUCAAGUUAGAUAAAAAUGAAUAAGUUGAGUGAGAAAAUAAAAAUGGAAAUGUAUAUCAUUUAUUUUCUAGAAGUUUGAAUUUUUAACACAGAUUGUUGUAUUUUCUUAUCUGCAAAUAUAAAACAAUAGCGCAUUAUAUUUUAUAUAAAUAAUGAAUCAUUUGCAGGUGUAAAAUAGCAUUAUGUUUUCUAUAUAAAUAAUAUAUUGUAUAAAAAUUAUAAUAAAUAUGUAAAUAUACAAUUUCAAGUAGGAAGUGGGCUAAUAAGAGCUGAACACAAUAAGUAGACGCAACUAAAUUAGGUAAAAAUCUUUUUUGAUUUCACUGAAUAUUCCAAAUGACAAAUUCAUGUAAAUUCCUUAUCGGCUCCAGUUAAGAGAUAACGAAAUUAAUCCGAAUUUUGUCUUUAAUACGAAUGAUGACGAUGAAAACUGAAGAUAAAAACACAAAUUUGUUAAAGAUAAUGCAAAGGACCGAAAUGUGUGUUAGAAUUAAAGGUUUUUACAUAAUUUAGUGGUGCCUCCUUAUUGUGCGUGACUUAUUAGCAUUCCUAUUUGAAUUUUUAUAUUGAAUAUAUUAAAACUUUUUUGUAUUAUUAAAUAUUUAAAUAGUUCUAUUACAACUAACUGUAUAUGUAGUAUAUAUAUAAAAAUAACAUGGUACAACACUAUUGUUCUGGUAAAAUAGGCGGACAUGUACAAAAUAGAUUUUUAUCACCAUA
Molecule: messenger RNA, 2680 nt
Organism: Cataglyphis hispanica
Lineage: Eukaryota; Metazoa; Arthropoda; Insecta; Hymenoptera; Formicidae
Product: HMG box-containing protein 4
Exons: 5
Coding region: 672-1904 (410 amino acids)
Source: RefSeq, a predicted model, not a curated record